Messenger RNA from Cetraspora pellucida, 609 nucleotides. The record is from the annotation of a GenBank genome assembly. NCBI's taxonomy places the organism in Eukaryota, Fungi, Glomeromycota, Glomeromycetes, Diversisporales, Gigasporaceae.
GAUGAAGAACUUGUAUUGAUUUUUAAAUUUUUAGAUUCUUAUGCAACAGAUAUGAUAUUUAUUAGAAUAGUGCUUGAGGAUAAAAGAACAAAACAAAGAAGGCUUCGAAGAAAGUUGCAAGAAAUUCCUAAAGGUAUAACUGUAACUACUGAUAUAUGGAUGAAUGAUACUGGCAACAAUAUGAAAGGUUCACACAUAGGUGCCACAAUUUUAAAUGCAAUGAAAAUGUGUUUUCAUGAAAAAGGAAUUAUCUCAAAGUUAGUUGCAAUUACGCAUGACAAUGCAUUGUCUAAUAAUAGAUUUUUGCAAGAUUUUGCAUAUUCUUUGUCACAAAUUGGUAUCGAGUUUGAUAAUAAAAUAAAACUUGUAGUUGAAGUUUUAAAACCAUUUAAAGAUGUAACAACUAUUAUAUCGAUAUCCGAAUAUCUAACAUUAUCAAUAGUUGUUUUCCUUUAUCAUAUGUUGCUUGAAACAUUUGGUAAAACUCAAGGAAAAAGUAAUACACCACAAUGGCUUAUACAAGGAUGUCAAGCUGCAACUGCUAAACUUCUAGAGUAUUGUCAAAAGAUAAAUAUAUGGUAUAUUUCAGCAAUAGUGAUAGAUCCAUAG